Molecule: messenger RNA, 1848 nt
Organism: Ipomoea nil (Japanese morning glory)
Lineage: Eukaryota; Viridiplantae; Streptophyta; Magnoliopsida; Solanales; Convolvulaceae
Exons: 1
Coding region: 1-1848 (615 amino acids)
Source: RefSeq, a predicted model, not a curated record
AUGGUGAGAACCAGAAAUCAAAGGAUGGGAAAGAUACCUCGAAAAGAAGCGACCUCAAAAUUCGUAGGUACCGGAGAAUCCUCCAAUCCAGUGUGCAUUGAAGAAGAAAGCCCUACAAAUGUCGCAACAAAUCCUGUCCCCAUAUCCAGAGUUCCGUUUGGGAAACCACAAGAACAGAAAGCCACCACACCAGGUAAUCAAAAUCUCCCUCUCAUCAAUCCUGAAGAUCAAACUGAAUGCAUGCCCAUUGCGGCUGAUCUAGGGGACAAUCGAAUUGUCGACCCAAACGAUCUUGUUGUGCAACUUCGGUUUGCUAUGAAUCGAGGUUGGGAACCCGAUCUAGGGUCCUAUGCCAGCUCCAAAGAAAACUCGAUAGAGUCAGAGACAGAGGAAAACGAGGUUCUUCAUGAGACAAAUCGUUCUCCUUCACCACAAAAUGAAGAACACACAUCACCCAUUGAACCCCCAAUUCCAAUUUCCCGGGUCAGCAACAACCCUAGAAAACGGAACAGACCCGACCCAUUUGAAGGGGCUGACCCUAGAGCCAAAAGGCCAAACGACUUUCCAAUAUGGGCAGGACCCCCUCAACGACCUCCAAACAUUCCACCUGCACCUCCAACGAACAAAAAAUCAAAAAGAGUCAUAACAGAGGAUGAACAGGAUUGGUCACCCCAGGAAGAUUAUGGAAGCCCUGGGAAUGAAAGGAUAAUGACCAGAGCGAAAAAGAAUACCCAACCAUCUGACAGAAUAAGCCACCAACAGAUAAAAACCACCACCAAAAGGGCUAAACUGUCCAGCAAGGCAAAAGGAAAACAGAAAGCAGUUACCACAGAUGACCUGUCAAACCUACCAAAACCUCAUAGUGCCAUCCUCUUGAAAAGGGAAUCAGCAGGACUCUUGAAGAGAAUAGUGGGAAGAAAGAUUAUAAGUCAGAAAAUCCUUGACAUAAGCAAACUAGACAAUCCAGACCAAAUACAAAACAUUCUAGUCACAAACCAACUCCUAGGAUCAGUGACAAAAAUUGAGCCUUAUGAAGAAAAGGUGGUACAGGAGUUCUAUUGCAACCUAACAAAAACCAUCUCAACACCAAGCAAUCCCAUGUAUGGCAAGGCCUACCUAAGAAACAGGUUCUAUGACUUCACACCUGACAUUAUUAACAGACAUUUAGGGACAUCAGAAGCAGAACAAACUGUCGAGAUAAAUAGUGAGCAAGUUGCACAUGAACUUACAGCUGGAAAUGUUAUUUUUGAGAAGAACAAAAUCAAGGCAGCAUCGCUAACCAGCAAAUAUGCUAUCCUCCAGAAGAUAGCCAUUACCAACUGGAUGCCAUCACUGCAUGAGUCAACUGUAAAAUGGGCCCUAGCAGAUCUUCUAUACAAGAUAGGGAAAGGAAUAAAAUUCAACCUGGGGAACAUUAUUCACACUCAGAUUAUAAACCUGGCAGAGGAUACCAAGUCCAACACUUCUCUCAUUUUUCCAAACCUUAUAUUUGCCAUCCUAGCAGAACAAGGACUCAAAACACAUGGACCCAAAAUCAGUGUCAAGAACAUCAACACCACUGUGAAACUGAGGAAAGGAGGUCAUCAAAAUGAUUUAAAGACAACAGCACCAAGAUCUAAUCCUCUAGAUUCUAAGACAUUGAUCAGCUAUUUUGAAGGAAGACUAACAGAACUAGAACUCUCAGAAAAGGAGCUUCUGAGAAAACAUUUGGACAUCAAGGAAGAAAAAGCUGAGAUUACUGAAUGGCUAACAGUUUUAAAAGCAAGUGAAGAAGAAGAACCAGAAGAGGAACACUCUCAGGAUGAAAAUGCCGAAACCCCUGUUUCAACACCAGAAGAAAGGACCUAA